AUGGCGAAUCACGAGGAGCACGAGCGAUGGAUGCGUGAGAUGCAGCUUCGACAGAUUCAAUUUCAACAAGAAGCGCGACGCACUGCCACACCGCGCUUUGGCCCUGCUGUCAACGGCGUGCUUUGGCGCCAAAUCCUCCCAGUGGGAGAUGCUGACAAUAGCCUGCAAACACCCAUCCUCAGCAUCAUCGACUUCCCGCUGAAGCCUGGCAUCGACGUCCGCGAUGAGUCCAGGCCGCCUCGGAAGCUCUUGGAUGCCACAUUGGGCUACAUCAGCUCCAUCCCUGGCUUCUGCGGUGUUGAGUGGGGGCCAAGGCUAGAUGUAGAGGCCGGCCUCGUCUGCUUCAUCUACUGGGACAGCAUCGUCGCUUGGCACAAGUUCCAGCAUUCCCUCGGCUUCACUCCCCUAAUUGGGCUGCUUUCUUCGAGCGUUUCCAACCGCUGUGCGAAAUUCACAGGCAGAAUAUCCGGCGAUGCGGGGCUUGAGGAUGCCGUAGGAGCCAACUCGAUAGUUGAUGUCGUAUCGGUCACUCUCUGUGCCCAGGAUGUGUCGUCGCCGGAACGUCGGUCAGCGUUCGAAGAGAGAUGGAAAAUCUUCAUCGCUUUGGUGAAGCAUGGAGGUAGCCAUGACGGCCUUCGACACUCUCAUGCCGUAUGGCUUGAGAACAAUGCGUCAAUGUUCGCCGAUCCAACCCUGGCUGAGGCUGCGGCUGCGACCAUCUCGGCCACUUUCACCUCAUUCCUCGUCUGGGAUGAAUCACAUUACGACAGCCAUUGCGUCGAGCAUCUGUGUGACAGUCUACAAACGGCACAGUCAUUCUCUCAUAGCAACGAGCCACCUAGCAUCUCAAGAAAAACGGUCCAACUCAUCAACCAAGCCCAACAACAAGCCCAUAAUCCACAGCAACAGCCUGCCGCUCUGCUCACCAACUUGGAGUCUAUUCUCCAAGGCGAUAUCCCACGACAAUGUAACCCUGACCUCUUUAACCUUAGAGAGCAUGCCCGCCAGGUCCUCAACAGCAGCAUCAGCGAUGCAAGAGCAAGGAAACGACUAUUCCCAAUACCAAGUGGCUCUUUUAUAUCCCAAGGCGAGCUGUACGAGGGCAAUACGUCUGUGAUUCCAGAAUGGCGGGGUAUACAGGUGCCCUUGAAUGGCUAUCACUUCGUGGACAUUGUUUGGAUACAACUGAAGCGCCGUUCUGUUAAGACUCAGGGUCCUCGUAUAUGCAACCAGCUCAAGAACGAUAUGGGAGCAUUGCCGGGUUUUGUCAAGGCAUUUUGGGCUCGUGAUGUGGAGGAUGAAACAAAAUUCGCCGUACUUACAGUCUGGGAGGACCAACAUGCACAGGAAGCUGCUUCACAUGACUAUCAUCGGAUAUUGGAUGACUUUGUGGCAUCAUCAGCCAACCUGGCUUCGCCAUUAGCACACCAAGCUUUGCCCAUGGGCCGAAGCUCUGUGGAUUCACCAUGGCUCACCCACGUUCAGUAUCUCGAGUUAACCUGCUUCUAUAUCCCACCAGGCGCGAUCGAACGCCAACUCUUCAGGCAUGCCUAUGGCGCCUUUGCCCAGUUAGUUUUCCCUUUGUCCUUCCCCAGUACUCACGCAACAAUUCAAACUAACGAAACGCCUCUCGGCCAUUGGCGACAAAGAAUGGCGGUGCCUUCACUACAAGGAGGAGUCCCCACCGCGUGCAGAGUUAUUAGCGACGCAGGGGGCUGGCAGCCUGUCGAAGCCACCGACGGCACCGACUCUCAGGUCUUCACAGCGGUGCUGACUUGGAUGAGCCCAGCCGCAAGACUAGAGUGGUACGAGGAGCUAUUCGGGGCCGCACGUUGGUCGUAUGAGUUGUUCGGCCACAGUCUCGAUGCCCUGAAGAUCUUGGCUGCUGGAGGAGUUACGACGCGAUUCCUGGCAUUGCAGGGACAGUAA
Trichoderma virens Gv29-8 is the source of this 1929-nucleotide messenger RNA. RefSeq lists its product as uncharacterized. The transcript is spliced from 2 exons. NCBI's taxonomy places the organism in Eukaryota, Fungi, Ascomycota, Sordariomycetes, Hypocreales, Hypocreaceae. The record is from RefSeq and is a predicted model, not a curated record. The coding region runs from base 1 to 1929 and encodes 642 amino acids.